Molecule: messenger RNA, 1855 nt
Organism: Amblyraja radiata (thorny skate)
Lineage: Eukaryota; Metazoa; Chordata; Chondrichthyes; Rajiformes; Rajidae
Product: Kv channel-interacting protein 1
Exons: 8
Coding region: 731-1378 (215 amino acids)
Biological process (GO): regulation of potassium ion transmembrane transport
Cellular component (GO): voltage-gated potassium channel complex
Molecular function (GO): potassium channel regulator activity; transmembrane transporter binding; calcium ion binding
Source: RefSeq, a predicted model, not a curated record
CACCCCUCUCCCCCCAGACAGCUCUGACCUCAGGGUCGAGCAACCAUGCCCUGACUGACUGAUCCCUGGGGAAGGAGGUCCGUGGUUCUACCCGUGUGUGUGUUGCGGAGUUUUCCACUGCCGCCUGUUGUGAUCGCCUCGCUGUUCCCGGCACUGGCGUUGCAACCACCAUUCAACACCCUGCUCUGCUCUGCCUGUGAGCAGCAAGCAGCAUUUACUGGUCUGCCCGCCUGUCCAGUCGCUUUGAUUUAACCCCAUGAUGUAAACCCGGGGGCUGUGAGCGCUGAGCCCGCGGCCGCCCAGCGCUGUACGAGUGGGGCCGGCGGGGGGCUGGAGGGGGAGCAGUGUACCCGUGUCCCCACUGCGUCAGUGUUGUGGUGACGGCUCGUACUGUGUGUGUAGCGGUGGGACAGCCAGGGGCCUGCACCUCACGUCCACUUCAACAGCGAGUAGCCUCGGCGUGGCCGGAGCAGGAACAGCGAGCGAGCGAGCAACCGGGAGCGAGUAUCGCCAGCCAGCGGGACCCGGGGCAGGAGCAAGAUCAUUGAACAGGCGUUCACCGGGACCCGAACCAGGGACAGCGAGCGGACGGACGCUGACAGUCGCCCGGAGCAGUAACAGUGAAGCGGCGUUCACAGUCGCCUGGACCCAGUGAGAGACAGCGAGCCAGAGCAGGAGAGGCGCCGGCUCCACACCUGUGGUCUCAGACCACCCGGCAGUGCCGGCAAGAAUGGGCGCGGUAGUGGGCACGUUAUCGCUGCAGACCAAGCAAAGAAGACAUUCGCGAGACAAAUUAGAAGAUGAGCUGGAAAUGCACACAGUCUGCCAUCGGCCUGAAGGCUUAGGACAGCUGCAGGCACAAACCAACUUCACCAGGGGAGAGAUCCAGGUGCUGUACAGAGGAUUCAAGAACGAAUGUCCCAGUGGUGUUGUUAGCGAAGAUACUUUUAAACAAAUAUACUCUCAAUUUUUUCCACAUGGAGAUGCCAGCAUGUACGCCCACUACCUCUUCAAUACGUUUGACAGCACUCAUGAUGGAGCCAUCAAAUUUGAGGACUUUGUGAUGGCUCUUUCGGUGUUGCUGAGAGGAACCGCUCAUGAGAAGCUGACAUGGACCUUUAAUCUGUAUGACAUUAACAAGGAUGGAUUUAUCAAUAAAGAGGAAAUGACGGACAUUGUGAGGGCCAUCUACAGCAUGAUGGGGAAGUGCACGUAUCCCGUGCUCAAGGAUGAUGCUCCAAGGCACCAUGUGGACACCUUCUUUCAGAAAAUGGACAAAAACAAAGAUGGUGUGGUGACUCUGGACGAGUUUAUAGAAUCCUGCCUUAUGGAUGAAAAUAUCAUGAGAUCCCUACAGCUUUUUGAAAACAUUAUAUAGCAUUUCAGAUCGUCCCAGUGGGGCAGACUGCAACUGGAGACAGCAUCAUGGUGUUGCCUGGUCUUCAGCUGGUACAUGUGUCCUGUUGGGUAAACGUCUGGAAUCUAACCUGGAAGCAAUUUCUAGACAGUGAUUUUCUAUUGCGUGCCUGUGGAGUGUCAAGAAACUCGUAAAGAACCAUUUUGUUCCAUUUUGUAAAGCAUGCUGUGAAAGUUUGUAAACCAUGAAGCCAUGAUUUAUCUGUGAUCACUUGUGUAUCUUGAGUCUGAUGUGUACUGCUUCCAAAUACACUGUGAACACAAGCACUACAUUGGUCCUCACUCCCCUCCUUCACCAUUUAUCUAUUUACCCUUUGUUCCAUUCUUCUUUAUUUUGUUCUUCCCUCCUCAUUGCUCUCCCGUUCUCUCCAUCCAUUUUUUGUUUUAGUUUUUUAGAGAUAUAGCAUGGAAACAGGCCUUUCAGCCCAUCAAGUCCGCG